Molecule: messenger RNA, 1930 nt
Organism: Sodiomyces alkalinus F11
Lineage: Eukaryota; Fungi; Ascomycota; Sordariomycetes; Glomerellales; Plectosphaerellaceae
Product: DUF1688-domain-containing protein
Exons: 4
Coding region: 150-1751 (533 amino acids)
Source: RefSeq, a predicted model, not a curated record
CCCCCACCACCACCAACGAAAGCUCGUCCCUUCGCCCCCCUUCGCCCAGCCGCCCACCCCCCGAGUCAACAACCCCGCCAGCUGGGCACCAACCACUAACCACCCAUUGUCUCACCCAACUCCUCUUUUUGUCGACGUCAUUCCACAAUAUGGGCCUCUUCUCCCGCAGAGACAAACCCCCCAAGGUGUCGGCAGCACCCAUCAACCACUCCGACCUGAGCAUCGACUCCGGUGUCUCGAGCCUCAAGUCUCCUCCUGCCACCAUCCGCAGUUCUACCACCACCGGAGGCCCAGGUCCUUUCUCCCCCGUUCCCGUCUCCCUCACCAAGAUGGACCUACCGCGCCCGCCUGACCCUCAGCUCGACCCAGUCGGUUACCUUCGUAGCUUGGGCGCCGUUCGUGAGAGGAGCAAGAUCAUACUCGACAAGGCGCUGCGCAACGAGUUGAACCACUUUGACGUCGACCUGACCAAGUUUCCCGAUGUCGUGAGCUUCGUUUCUGGUAUCAUCAAGCGCGACUACGAUGCCCCUUUUAACACUAUCCCGCCCCACGGCCGAUACCAGCAUUUCUGCGUCGGCGGACGUGACCGUAUCGCCCACUUGCUGUCCACCUUCCCCGAAGAAGUCGACAACACGGAAAAAUGCCGUCGUAUGAUUGACCUCUUCCUGGUCAGCGUCCUACUGGAUGCUGGUGCUGGCACGCAAUGGAGCUACAAGAGCGCAGAAAACGGCCGCCUUUAUCGUCGGUCAGAAGGCAUUGCCGUUGCCAGUCUGGAAAUGUUCAAAUCCGGCCUCUUUUCAGGUGAUAGCAGCAACAAGUUUCAGGUAGACAAGAACGGUCUUCGUAACCUCACGUCCGAAAAAGUCGCCGCUGGCUUGCAGUCGCGGCCGGGCAACGAGAUGACGGGAAUCGAAGGCCGUACCCAGCUCCUGGUCAGACUCGCCGAUGCUCUCAACGACAAGAAGGAGUAUUUCGGUCAAGAGGGACGGCCAGGUCACAUGGUUGACUACCUCCUAUCUCAUCCCUCGACCCAGGCAUCGUCCAUGCCCAUCGUAGCCAUCACCACCCUAUGGCACGUCCUCAUGGACGGCCUCUCGCCCAUCUGGCCUCCUUCCCGCACUGCCAUCAACGGCGUCCCGUUAGGCGACGCCUGGCCGUGCUCCACCAUGCCGCAACCCGCGUCGCGCCAUUCCUCAUCAGGCUCUGCCUCCUCCCAAACCGGCGCCCUAUCCCCCUUCCCGCCUUCCACGACCGCUCCAUGGGAAUCCAUCCUCCCCUUCCACAAGCUCUCGCAAUGGCUCUGCUACAGCCUGAUGCAGCCCCUGCAGUCCCUCCUGCGCGUACACUUCGCCGGCGCCGAGCUCCUGACCGGCCUCCCCGAGUACCGCAACGGCGGCCUCUUCAUCGACACGGGCGUCCUGACCCUCAAGCCCGCCGACGCCGAGCGCGGCCUCCAGAACUACGCCGCACACUACGACCGCACCGGCGUCCGCGGCGUCGAGGUCGCCCCCAUGUUCGAACCGUCCGACGACGUCAUCGUCGAGUGGCGCGGCGUCACCGUCGGUCUGCUCGACAAGCUCCUCGUCGAGGUCAACCAGUACCUCGCCCCCGAGUUGGCCGGGAACGAGUUGACGCUGGCCCAGCUUCUCGAGGCGGGUAGCUGGAAGGGCGGGAGGGAGAUUGCCGAGGUCAGCAGGCCCAAUACAAAGGAGCCGCCUAUUCUCAUUGAUAGCGAUGGUACGGUAUUUUAGACUGGACAAGCUCUUUUUUUUCUUUUCUUUUUCUUUUUCAUUGUUCACUUCUUUUUCCGUCCGUCCUACUUCAUCUUCUUCUUUUCUUCGUUCUCCUUCGUUUCAACAGAGGAGCAUUGAGCAUUUUUCUCAGACUGUAUUCUCUCGCCGGGCUGCGGUUUUCGGUUCUUUUUCCCUCC